Molecule: messenger RNA, 375 nt
Organism: Odobenus rosmarus divergens (Pacific walrus)
Lineage: Eukaryota; Metazoa; Chordata; Mammalia; Carnivora; Odobenidae
Gene: TAL2
Product: T-cell acute lymphocytic leukemia 2
Exons: 1
Coding region: 36-353 (105 amino acids)
Biological process (GO): regulation of transcription by RNA polymerase II
Molecular function (GO): protein dimerization activity; DNA-binding transcription factor activity, RNA polymerase II-specific; RNA polymerase II cis-regulatory region sequence-specific DNA binding
Source: RefSeq, a predicted model, not a curated record
GGGCCCUUUCUCUUUCCUGUCUCAGGAACUCAAACAUGACCAGGAAGAUCUUCACAAAUACCAGGGAGCGGUGGAGGCAGCAGAACGUCAACAGCGCCUUUGCGAAGCUGAGGAAGCUCAUCCCCACACACCCUCCAGACAAAAAGCUAAGCAAAAAUGAAACGCUUCGCCUGGCAAUGAGGUACAUCAACUUCUUGGUCAAGGUCUUGGGGGAGCAAACCCUGCAGCAAGCAGGCGUGGCUGCCCAGGGAAACAUUCUGGGACUCUUUCCCCAAGGAUCCUACGUGCCGGACAGGACUCUACUUGGUGACUACCAGGUUCCUUCACUUGACCCAAGCCACAGCAUUGCGUAGCGGGGCUCUGGCUGUCCUCACC